Pogona vitticeps (central bearded dragon) is the source of this 4567-nucleotide messenger RNA. RefSeq names its product ADNP homeobox 2 (gene ADNP2). Gene Ontology annotation, molecular function: DNA binding. The record is from RefSeq and is a predicted model, not a curated record. Gene Ontology annotation, cellular component: nucleus. NCBI's taxonomy places the organism in Eukaryota, Metazoa, Chordata, Lepidosauria, Squamata, Agamidae. Gene Ontology annotation, biological process: regulation of gene expression.
GCCAUUUUCUCUUUCUGGCUCUGGAAGGAGGGAGGAGUAGCCGGAGGUGGGAGGUAGAUGGGAGCGGGACUUUAGUAGUGGUGUGGAGUGGCGCCCGGUCGUUAGUGCGCGGUCGGGCAGGCUGGCAGCAGAGCAAAGAUGCUGCUGCGGCCGGCGAUGCUGCUGCUGCUGCUGCCCGGACUCUGAGCUGGGGCUGCAGGUCGAAACUCGUAGGUGGAGCCGGGCGGGGCGGCCGCCGAGUGAGUGACCGACCCACCCUCCGACCAAGCGGCAGCAGCAGCCGGAGGAACAAGAGGAGGCGGCCCAGGUUGCGGCGGGAGCGGCAAAGCGCCCGCGUGUCUUAGGGAGGCGCAAGCGACGAGGCGGCGGGCAGCAGGCAGGGGGCGCUCUCUACAGCCCGGACAGAUACAAUUCAACAUGUUUCAAAUUCCUGUGCAAAAUCUGGAUAGCAUAAGGAAGGCUCGGAAGAAAGUCAAGGGCAUUCUUGUAGAUAUUGGGCGUGAUAGCUGCCGGGAGUUACUUCAGACUCUGAAAAAUUUUGACCCAGGUGAAAAAUAUUUCUACAACACUUCUUGGAACGAUGUAUCACAUUUGGAGUUUGCCACUAAAAGAAAGAGAUACAGAACAAAUCCAUAUUGCUGUAGCCUGUGCAAAUUCUCAUCAAAAUUUCUCUCUUCUUUCAAAAAUCACUUGAACCGUUGCCAUGAAGAUGAAAUGGAUCAAGAAUUAGUUGUUCCUUGUCCAGAAUGUGCAUUUGCUUCUCAUUCCAAAAUAGUCAGCAAACACCUACGGAUGUUUCACUCCAAGAAAAAGAUACAAAAUUAUAAUGUGAGUGGUGGCAUGAGACAGUUCCGGAGUGAAGCAAUAAACUUUGUGUGCCAGAAAUGUCAGUUUUCAGAUACACUGUACUAUAAUACAAAGAAACAUGUGUUAGUAACCCACUUCCCGAACCUAAUAAGCACAUAUUUUGAGGAGAGGCCUGAUGAAAGUGAAGAAAAUUUCACUGAUCACUACUGUAAAAAGUGCAAUGCUUUUGCAAACAGCCGGGAUUCUUUGAUAUAUCAUGUCUUGACAUCUGAAGUCCACAAAGAUCUGGAGAAUAUAUUGAGGCCUGUCAUUCUGGUACAGCCUAAAAAACCAGGACAGGGGAAAUCACUACAGAUCAUCAAUAUUGCUCCCAAGCCUUCCACAGCUAGAGCUACGCCCCCCCUCAUACCUACCACUGUGCCAGUGGCCUCAGCUUCUACAUCAUGUGUUCAGCUUUCAGUUCCGCUACUCAAUCAAAAUCACAAUAUGGUGCCAACAAAAACAGUGGGACCACUUACUAUUUCAAGUGCCUCCAACAGUAUGGCACAUACAUCACCUCCAACUUCGGUUGCUCAGUCCCAUAUUGCGCUUCUGUCCGAUCCUCGCCUGGGAGGUCAGAACAGUGCGGCUCUUCAGCCUACAGUUUCUCAGCCUAUGUUUGUUCCCCAUCGGUUCCCCCUCAAACAGUCGGUAAGGCCCAGGGUUUUCUGCCUGAAUCAGUCUGCUGGGAACAUAAGUCGAGGAGUUCCUCCAGGUGUCAUUUCAUUCACUCGGCCUGUUGGGCCUAGCCUGCUUCCUGUGAAUCAGUCAGUACGGAGCCUUAGCAGUCCUGUUGUGCCAGGGACUCUUCCUGUGCCCCAGCCGCCUGGAUCUCUGAACAGAUCCAUUGGUUCUGGCAGUAUUCCGAUGAAUAGACCUUCUUCACCAGGGGUCCUUGCUGUAAAUCGGCCUGUUGGUAGUUUGAAUCAUCCUGGGGUUCUUCCAGUGACUCAGGCACUUUCAUCGGGGGUUCUUCAGUUCAAUCAUCCUGGCACACCAGGAGUUCUUCCUGUAAACCAGUCAGUUGGACCAGGAAUUUUACAGUUCAAUCAACCUGUUGCUCCUGGAGUUCUCCCUAUAAAUCAGCCUGUUAAACCUGGUGUUUCUCAGAAUGCUGCUAUGCUUACUGCAGGACCUAUACUUAGACAAUUAAUUCCAACUGGUAAGCAAGUUAAUGGGAUACCCACAUACACUCUAGCACCAGUUUCAGUGGCUUUGCCUAUGCCACCAGGUAAUGGGAUGACAACAGUUUCACCACCUCAAGUACCUGUCCAAUUGGUGCAAUCUAGCCCAGUUUCUGAGCUCUCUCAGGCUCCAGCUACUGUGCCUUCUUCUAUUGUAGUAACAUCUUCCACAAAUACCCCAGCCCAGAAUUCUCCAUCUGCUUCUGCUAUGAGCCUGGCCCUUAAGCAGGCUAAGCAGUGGAAGACCUGCCCUGUGUGCAGUGAGCUUUUCCCAUCAAAUGUUUAUCAGGUGCACAUGCAAGUAGCCCACAAGUUCAGUGUUGGAAAGCCAGAAAUUGCCCUUGAAACAGACAAAGUUGCAGCUUGUGCACCUUUCCUGAGAUGGCUAAAAGACAAGACAGUCCGGUGUUUUUCUUGUAAAUGUUUUUUGUCUGAAGAUGACCUAAUAAAGCAUAUUUUUACGCAUGGAUUAGCUUGUCUGUUCUGCACCUGUACUUUCUAUGACUUAAAAGGCCUUGUGGAGCACACCAGAACUGUUCAUAAAGGAAGGAAGAAACUACAUGCCGACUAUGAAGACAAAGGGUUCCAACUUGAAAGUGACUCUGAAGGUGAUCUGUUUUUUUCUCAUUUCGACUUUAUUGUUACGGCAAAAGAACAACUUUGUGAAAGAGAAGUGCACCUAGCAGUACUUGCUGGGGUCAAUUCAAGGACAGUUAUUCCUCUGUACAUUAAAUUGCAGCAUGAGACUGCAGAAACUAAUAAGGGCAAUAGAAAAGUUUCAACUUGCCCCUUUUGUUAUGGUACCUUCACUAGUGCGGAAGCUUAUGAGAUCCAUUUGAAAGAAAGGCAUCAUAUCAUGCCAACUGUGCAUACCAUUUUGAAGUCUCCUGCUUUCAAGUGCAUCCACUGCUGUGGUGUAUAUACUGGCAAUAUGACUCUAACUGCUAUUGCUGUGCAUUUGCUCCGCUGCCGAAGUGCUCCAAAAGACAGCACUGAGACUGUGAAGAUGCAGCUGGAACCCAGUGACAAGAAAGAGCUGCCCCUUGUGAAUGGCGAGAAACAUGAAACUGGUUCUCUUUCAGCCAAAAGGAAACAAUCUGACCAUCUUUAUGCUGCUCCAGAGGACCAAAAGAAUGACGAUGAGCCGUUCCUGAUUAUAAACAGUGGUACAGCCCAAGUUCCAGUAAAGGAUGUGAAUUUUGUGCCUUCUAAACGACAAAAGGCUGAUCAUAAGAGUGAAACUAAGGGACAGCCUAUGAUUGAGGAUCUGCAUAUUUUAGCGUUAAAUCCAAAGCCAUUCCAGCACAGCUCUAAUGAAGUCCAAAAACAGUUUCUUGCAGAUUAUUUUCACAAGAAACCAUAUCCCACCAAAAAGGAGUUGGAAUUAUUGUCAUCUAUUUUGUGUGCAUGGAAAGCUGAUGUUGCAUCAUUUUUUGGGAGAAAGAGAUACUCCUGCCUAAGGGCAAUAAAAAAGCUUAAGCCAUCUGUGCUUUUGGGCUUUAAUAUGUCUGAACUUAAAAAUGUCAAGCACAGUUUAAUCUUGCAGUAUGAAUCAGCAGAUGUGUAACUUUAAAAACAAACCAUCUAAUAGGCAAUUAAUUACUUCAGAACUGUCUCUGUUUAGGGUUUUUUGUGACAUUAGUAUACUCUGGCCACAUUUGUACAAAACAAUAACAGAAUUUUAGAGAAUUCUGUAUUUCUGUUCUUGAGCAGCACUGAUGCAUGUUGCGUGAGCCUCUCGCUACUUUGAAUGCUUGUGUUAACCAGGAGCUCAUGGAGAAGAGAAAGUUUAGCAUUACAUACAAACCCACUCUCCUGGUAUGUUGCUACUAAACAGGCCACAAAUCAAAAACUGAUUUCAGGCUCCUGUUUGUUGACGGAGCAACCAGCUCAGGAACAGUGCUAAGCUUUUUUGGGGAAGAGGGUUGGUUUUUGUAUAUUGUUACCACUCUCACUCAGGAGAAGUGAAGAGGACUGUCCAGGCAACAUGCAGUAGCAUGCUGUUCAUUAAGUUUUACACAAAUGCAGUCAGUGCCUCAUUCAUUUGGGCGAUUGUUCAUUGUGGCAGUGGGGUACAGUAUAGUAUACCUGAAGCUUUGUUUUUGUUUAUGGUGUAGUUUUUCUGCCUAUUGAUUUUAUACAAUUGUGUAACAAAUCUCCUUAAAACAUUUUUUGGGCUGUAUGUUUGGUAAAAUAUCAAAACUGGUUAGAUGGUCAUAAUAAAAUUUAGAUCUUCAUUUAAAUAUCAGGAUAGUUAAUGUCCAAUCUCAUCUUCACAUUUUUUUUUUAAAACACACCCAGAUUUUCCCAACGAAGCAGUACUAGAUGCAACAGUCUUGUUAAAAAAACUACUUAUGCUAUCUAUAGGUAUAUAUGUUGAGGGUUUACAAGCACUUGUUUCUGAUAAAAUUUUGAAAGCUUAUUAUGUGACAUCUUUUUUUUCUUAAUUUUUUUACUUGUGGUUUCCAAGUAUUUGAUUUGUAUUUUGGAAUAAAAUAAGGAGCUGCUUAAUAUGCAGCCCCACUUAUUGACUGAAA